Molecule: messenger RNA, 882 nt
Organism: Giardia duodenalis
Lineage: Eukaryota; Fornicata; Diplomonadida; Hexamitidae
Product: Small glutamine-rich tetratricopeptide repeat-containing protein
Exons: 1
Coding region: 1-882 (293 amino acids)
Biological process (GO): post-translational protein targeting to endoplasmic reticulum membrane
Cellular component (GO): TRC complex; membrane
Molecular function (GO): molecular adaptor activity; protein binding
Source: RefSeq, a predicted model, not a curated record
AUGACGACAAGGCUGGCCGCCAAGAGGCUCGUCGUCGAGUACCUCCUCUACCUCAGGGCUGCGCAAGCCGUUGAGGACACCGACAACCUGGACGUCGCCAUCGAUUGCCUCCGGGACUGCUUCGGACUCAAGGACGUCAGGCACGGCAACGGCGACCUGGAGCAGAUCCUGAGCGGGGCGAAGGCGCCGGCGGUCUCCAGCACAAGCUCCAGCGAGCUCAAGGCGCAGGGCAACGCCGCCUUCAAGGCGGAGGACUUCCAGGAGGCGAUCCGGCUCUUCACCCAGGCGAUCGAGGUCUCGGCCGCGAACAACGAGCCCCCAGACCAGCGCGCCGUCUACUUCGCCAACCGGGCCGCCGCGCGCCUGGGCCUGAAGGCCGAGGAGGAGACCGCUCUUGCUGCCAAGGACUGCGAGGAGAGUGUGCGCCUUUGUCCAAGCUACCACAAGGCGUGGUUCCGCCUCGGGAAUAUCCGUGAGAGUGCUGGUAAUAAGCCUGAGGCGUACAGGGCGUACAGCCAGGCCCUGACGGCAGACCCUAGCAAUCCGAAGUAUCGCGAAGCCCGUGAUCGUGUCAGCGAGGGCCGUCCUGAACAAGCCACCCCUGACCUCUCAGCACUUGCCAAUAACCCUCUCUUUUCGCAGCUUCGGGAUGAUCCUGAAAUUAUCGCCUUGAUGCAAAACCCCAAGGUGGCUGACCUUUUAUCUAAAGUUAACUCGAAUCCAAUGGCCAUUAUGGGCGCCAUGUCAGACCCGGAACUAGCCCCUAUUUUCCAGCGCCUCGUCCAAAAGCUUGGGCCACAGCUUUCUAGCAUGCUCGGUGGACUUGGUGGACUUUUCGGAGGAGGCGGAGCGAACUCUCCACCCUCGGGUAUGUACUCGUGA